AUGCCUCGAGAAGCUGAGAUAUCGCUCAAUGAGCGCGAGUUCAUAAAGCAGGCACUGCAAGAACAGAUACGAAUAGAUCGACGCGCUUUCGACGCCUUCCGCCCGCUCGAGCUCACUUUCGGCGACGAGUAUGGCGUCGCAGAUGUUCAGCUGGGAAAGACGAGAGUGAUUGCGCGCAUAUCAGUAGACGUGACGACACCACUACCCGAGCGCAAGUUCGAUGGCAUAUUUCAAAUCGUCACAGAGUUCUCCCCAAUGGCGUCGCCAGCAUUUGAAGUCGGCCGUCCUACUGAUGCCGAAGUCAUUCUCUCGCGCAUACUGGAGAAAGCCAUUCGUCGCUCAAACGCACUCGACACCGAAUCACUAUGCAUUAUUGCCGGCUCGAAAUGCUUCGCCCUCCGCGCCGACGUCCACAUCAUAGACCACGACGGUGGGCUGAUUGACGCAUCAUGCAUAGCUGUCAUGGCUGCACUCCAGCACUUCCGAAGACCCGAUGUAGUAGUCGAAGGCGAAAAGGCAACUAUCCUUAGCGUACGCGAUCGCGAACCAAUACCGUUGUCCAUCUUGCACCAGCCGCUCUGCGUAACCUUUUCAUACUUUGAGGACGAGAUAUUCUUGAUAGACGCCAAUUUGGCUGAAGAACAGGUCAGGCAAGGAGAAGUAAUUCUUACCAUGAACAAGCAUGGCGAGUUGUGCCAAAUCGCAAAGUAUGGGGGUGCUACCAUCAACCCGCUGGCUCUGCUGAAUUGUACAAACGUUGCGUUGGAAAAGGUCAAGGAGAUGAGCGCCUUCAUCCAGAAGAGGCUUGAAGAAGACGCCAAACAAAGAGACGCCGGAGGUCUCAUGGCAGAGCUCAGCGCAGAGAAUGCCAGAUGA
Pyrenophora tritici-repentis Pt-1C-BFP is the source of this 876-nucleotide messenger RNA. RefSeq names its product RNase PH-related exoribonuclease. Gene Ontology annotation, biological process: nuclear polyadenylation-dependent rRNA catabolic process; exonucleolytic trimming to generate mature 3'-end of 5.8S rRNA from tricistronic rRNA transcript (SSU-rRNA, 5.8S rRNA, LSU-rRNA); nuclear mRNA surveillance. NCBI's taxonomy places the organism in Eukaryota, Fungi, Ascomycota, Dothideomycetes, Pleosporales, Pleosporaceae. The record is from RefSeq and is a predicted model, not a curated record. Gene Ontology annotation, cellular component: cytoplasmic exosome (RNase complex); nuclear exosome (RNase complex). Gene Ontology annotation, molecular function: mRNA 3'-UTR AU-rich region binding.